UAUUUGGGCUGUUUGAAAGAACGAUAGGAGAGUACGAGGAGCAACUUUGUCGUUCAAAAGAGAAGAACGAGCGACAACAGAAAUUACUGGACGCUGUUUUCAACCCUCAGAUUCAGCUACACAGAGCAGACAUCCAGCAGCUGUCGAUGGGUGAAGAAGAGUUUUCCUCUGAGCAGCAGGAGAGGAGCUGCAGUCUGGACCAGGACCAGGACCAGGAGGAGCCAGAGCCGCCACACAUUAAAGAGGAACAGGAGGAACCUUGGACCAGUCAGCAGGGAGAGCAGCUUCAGGGGCUGGAGGAGGCUGAUAUCACCAAGUUCACAUUCACUCCUGUCCCUGUGAAGAGUGAAGAAAAUGAAGAGAAACCUCAGUCCUCACAGCUUCAUCAAACACAGACUGAACAGAUGGAAACAGAAGCUGAUGGAGAGGACUGUGGAGGACCAGAACCAGACAGGAACUCUGAUCCAGAUCCACAUUUACAACCUGAUACUGCAGACUCUUCUGUACCUGAGACUGAUGACAGUGGUGAUUGGAAGGAGACCAGAGAACCUCAGUCAGAUUUGGACUGUUUGAAAAAAGAUGGCUACCCUGUCAGAGAUUCCUCGUUUCGUGCUGGUGAGAAACGAUUUAGCUGCUCUGAGUGUGGGAAAAGAUUUGGCCACAAGUACGAUCUGAAGAGACACAUGAUAAUCCACACAGGAGAGAAACCUUUCAGCUGCUCAGUUUGUCAGAAAACUUUUACACGGAGUGAUACUUUAAAGGAACACAUGAGACUCCACACAGGAGAGAGACCUUUGAGCUGCUCAGUUUGUAAGAAAACUUUUACAGAGAGUCGACAUUUAAAGGCACACAUGAGACUCCACACAGGAGAGAGACCUUUCAGCUGCUCAGUUUGUAAGAAAACUUUUACAUGGAGUGGAUCUUUAAAGUCACACAUGAGACUCCACACAGGAGAGAGACCUUUCAGCUGCUCAGUUUGUCAGAAAACUUUUACACGGAGGGAAACUUUACAGAUACACAUGAGACUCCACACAGGAGAGAGACCUUUCACCUGCUCAUUUUGUGGUAAAGGUUUCAAUGGAAGUUGGGAUCUUAAGACACACAUGAGAGUUCACAGAGGAGACCAACCUUUCAGUUGCCCAAUUUGUAGCAAACAAUUUGCCUGUGGUUCACAGGUCAAAAAACAUAAAUGUGCUGGCCACUCGUCCUCAAAGUUUCAUCAAACUAAGGAGAACAAAGAGGCAGAGCCUCUUGACAGCAGCCCUCAUGAAGAGAUGAAAACAGAAGCUGAUGGAGAGGACUGUGGAAGACCAGAAGCAGCCAGAAACUCAAAUCCAGAUGAACCAGAAACUGAUGAGGAUACUGGAGAUUCUCCUGAACCUGAGACUGAUGACAGGGGUGAUUGGAAGUGAACAAGCAAAACUCAGUCUGCUGUAAAUUCUUUGCAAAAGGUCCUCAUCAGUGACAAUUAAAGCCUUUUUAUUAACCCCUUGGACCUUUUGGAGGGUGUGGUGGAUUCAGUUUGAAGGCUACAGAGAAGAUCAUCACAUAUUGGUUUGAAACUAGAUGAUCUUAGGAAUCCUUUUGUGCAAAAUAUGUUGUCAUCUCUUGUUGGGAAGGGGGUGAAAUUUGAUGUUUAUUUGUCUAAUGAGCAUCUUUAGAUUUUUGUUUUAGAGGGUUUUUUUUGUUUUUCAAAACAGAAGUUCACAAACUGAUAUUUUAUUUAAAUAUUUGAUUGUAGAAGUGUAACAAUUACAACUUUAUUUUUUUAGCAGCAAAACAAAGUAAAGACAUUCUUAGUAUACCAAAGUUGCCUGAAACUUGUCCCUUCUUCAGUCUGUGGCACGAGGAUAGGCAUGCUAUGUUUUAAUCUAUGCCAGAAAUCCCUAAACCAGCUAUCCCUGUUAUGUGAUUUCAGAGGCCUGUAUU
Molecule: messenger RNA, 1929 nt
Organism: Centropristis striata (black sea bass)
Lineage: Eukaryota; Metazoa; Chordata; Actinopteri; Perciformes; Serranidae
Product: gastrula zinc finger protein XlCGF57.1-like
Exons: 2
Coding region: 147-1412 (421 amino acids)
Biological process (GO): regulation of transcription by RNA polymerase II
Molecular function (GO): RNA polymerase II cis-regulatory region sequence-specific DNA binding; DNA-binding transcription factor activity
Source: RefSeq, a predicted model, not a curated record